Molecule: messenger RNA, 414 nt
Organism: Knipowitschia caucasica
Lineage: Eukaryota; Metazoa; Chordata; Actinopteri; Gobiiformes; Gobiidae
Source: the annotation of a GenBank genome assembly
AUGACUGCGGGUCUGUGUGUGUGCGUCCUGCUCGCGGUCUUAUGUACGAGCUGUUUGGGGCUCCCCUUCUCCACACCGCACCUCGACCAGGGACAGCGCUCUGUCUCUGCCCCAGCUGAGGCUCGCCCUGACCCCAACCUGGCCUCGUUUGGAGAGACUCACACUCGACACAAGCGCUCCAUCUCUCAGCUCAAAUCUCUGCCCGCCACUGAAGAGGAAGCAGACUCCAGAGCCAACCUGAGCGAACUGCUGGCUAGGAUAAUCUCAUCCAGAAAAGGGUCUGUGCGCAGGAACUCUACAGCCAACAGCAGAAGCAGUGCCCUUAGCGCCAGCCAUCGGAUAGCAGACCGCGACUACUUGGGCUGGAUGGACUUCGGGCGCCGCAGUGCAGAGGAAUAUGAAUACCCUUCGUAA